GGGUGAGAUGAUGUGGACACGCACAACCCACUUUUUGGCAUCAUCUCCGGACGACAGCGGCUACAACCUGUGGGAAGAUAAGCUGUGUCAGCCGACUAACAGCAAGGGCUGGAUGCGAACCCGGGUGCUAGGGUACAGCCCGCCAAUCAACACAUCUCUGUUGGGGUGGGAUCGGCCAAUCAAAGGGUCCUUGAUAGAAGGCGGAGCCUGCCAACCAAAGGCUGUCCCUAGGAAGAGGCAGAAACCACGAAUCUACUAAACGGGGUGGGGGUGCAGGGGCGCGUGGUGAUGGGGGAUGCACUGCGCUUGCGGUUCAGCAUCCAUUUCCUCGGGUUCUUCAUUUCCUCUGGGCCUGCAAGACAAAUACCCAGGGCCCGGACCACAGCCGAGGGGAAUUAAGACAGGGAGGUGAACCUGGGAGGCUGCCUGGCAGAGGUGGCGCCAGCUGCCAGUGGGUGGAGCCUCGUAGCCCUGCCCUGUAGCCCCGCCCCCGCCCUGUCGCUCAACUGGGCUCUAGCCAAGCGCGCAGCAUCCAGCGCUGCGGCUCCGGGCUAUGGACGCCCCGGGUGCUCCGGCCCCAGCCGCCGCCCCCAGCUCGGCGAGGAAGGAGCUGAAGAUAGUGAUCGUAGGUGACGGCGGCUGCGGCAAGACGUCCCUGCUAAUGGUGUACUGCCAAGGUUCAUUUCCCGAGCACUAUGCCCCGUCGGUGUUUGAGAAGUACACGGCUAGUGUGACAGUGGGUAACAAGGAGGUGACCCUGAACCUCUACGACACGGCCGGGCAGGAAGACUAUGACCGGCUGCGCCCGCUGUCCUACCAGAACACACACCUCGUUCUCAUCUGCUAUGACGUCAUGAACCCCACCAGUUACGACAACGUCCUCAUCAAGUGGUUCCCUGAAGUCACGCAUUUCUGCCGAGGGAUCCCCAUGGUGCUCAUCGGCUGCAAGACGGACCUGAGGAAGGACAAGGAGCAGCUGCGGAAGCUCCGGGCAGCCCAGCUGGAGCCCAUUACCUACACACAGGGCCUGAGUGCCUGUGAACAGAUGCGAGGCGCACUCUAUCUGGAAUGUUCUGCCAAGUUUCGGGAGAAUGUGGAAGAUGUCUUCAGGGAAGCCACCAAGGUGGCCCUCAGCGCCCUGAAGAAAGCACAGAGGCAGAAAAAACAGAGGAUCUGCCUGCUGCUGUGACCCUAGGGGCGGAGGGCCUGAGUGGAACUAACAUAGCGGGGGACCCAGGCCCAGGCUCCUUCCGAGGCUCUGCCCCAGCACAGCCUCCCAGUGUCUGGCAUCUGGGGCUAGACGCUCAGAACAUUCUGGAAUGGCACCCCUUGGGUUCAGGCUGCAGUGCACUGGUGAAUGAGGGCGCCAGACCCACCAAUGUUCCUCUACCCUGGGACUGGCACUUGUCCCAGGCCACAGAGGCGCCCUUGUCACAGCUCCACUUUGCCCCAAGCCAUGCGUGUCUCCCUUUCCAAACCCAACUCACGCCUGAAACUCAGAACGGCACUGAGAGCUGUGGGUAAACACGGAUGUGCAACGCGGUUCACGAGAGUCCCGAGCCCAAUGUUUCUGUCACUGUCUCCCUGAGCUCCUGAGAUAGGCUGGGCUACAUCCUCCAGCCUCUUCCUGCUUCCCUCAGGAACCUGGGGACCACAGCCUAUCAGGAGAACACAGGCUUCAAGCCGGACAUGGGGCUGGCACCAGCCUCUCUCUUCCUACCACACUGAGGACUUCUGUCUCAGGCUUGGUCACAGUCUGAGACACAUGUUCAGAGGGAGAAGAAACAACCUGUCAAAGCGUCAAAAUAGACUCGGGCCAGCCAGCCCACCCAUCUGAUCCCUGUUCCAGGUCUGAUCUCCAACCCCCUCCCCCACAGCCAGCUUCCAUUGGAAACUCCUAAUGGUCAGUGCGUGUCCUACCUUUAGGGGCCUCAGGCAAAUGGGCUCUCUCCCUAGACUAUGGCCCACCUGUAAAGGCCAGGUUUGGGCUAUUUAGAUAGUCAAGCUUCUCGCCACCUGACUCCAUUUCUGCUUCUACUGGGUGUGGAGCUCAGGAGUGGACUACCUCUGCCUCCUUCCAGAACUGACAUGGCCACCCCCGCCCACGCUGGACAGUUUCUCAGAACUAGCCUGCUGACCACCAGUGUCUGACCACGUUCUGGAAGGUCUAGAGUCUGCCUUUCAGAACUGUUCAAGCCCAGUGUACCAGGUAGGUUUAGUGCAUCCAAGAUGGAAGGCACCAUCUGAGAAGCCGACACGAUCUUGGCUGGCCUGUCUGCUACAGCGCCACUUGACUUGGCCCCCGGAGUCAGACUGCCAAGGAAAGAAACUUCCGGCCCCCUUCCCCAAAUGCUCCAAGGCCCUGCUGUCCCCUGUGGAACCAACCAAGACCUCGUGAUCUCUCAGAAUCGAUGGCCUUGUGGACAGAUUGUGGUGUAUACAGCAGCAGUCAGCAAACCACAGCCUGUGGGCCGCAUGUGGCCGCUGCCUGUUCUUGUAAAUAAAGUUUUAUUGAACAGCC
This is a messenger RNA of Rattus rattus (black rat), 2521 nucleotides long. RefSeq names its product ras homolog family member F, filopodia associated (gene Rhof). Gene Ontology annotation, molecular function: GTP binding; GTPase activity. The transcript has 5 exons. Gene Ontology annotation, biological process: small GTPase-mediated signal transduction; cell migration. NCBI's taxonomy places the organism in Eukaryota, Metazoa, Chordata, Mammalia, Rodentia, Muridae. The coding region runs from base 554 to 1189 and encodes 211 amino acids. The record is from RefSeq and is a predicted model, not a curated record.